AUGCCUUCGGAAAAGUGCUUGGAAUUAGGAAGCAAGAGGCUAUCCGAACAUGGCGCUGAGCAAGGGGAACCGAGUGCAGAUGCGCUCAAUGCAUCUAAUAAGCUAUCCGAACAAAGUCGUGGAUCUAGGAAGCGCGUGAAAAGGGAACCGACACCAAACCCCGUCCGUACACCUGAUUCAUGUUUCAUCAAGCUUCAUGAAGCGAAAUUGGAGCGCAAAGUAUCCCCACCAAACGAGGAAGCUUACGAUGAUGAAGACGCUGCAAUCUUGCAAAAGUUGGGACGCUUGUCCUUAGAAAUGGAUGAAACAAAUGCGUCAUUCAAGGACUCUUUGGGUAGUGUGCAAGCUACCCAUGAGCAUACCCAGCCCUCACGUUCAGAAUCUCGGGGUCUCAGCGCCAAUGGAAGCUGCCCUAGAUCAAGAAGAACUAAGGUGACAAUACGUACCUACAUCGCACGUAUCCGUAAAUCCGGGUCCUCAAUAGAAGACUUGAUCGUGCAAGCGAGAAAGACGAGUUACGACGUCAUCGACCUGGCUGAGAUGAGACGACACCGCCCAUUCAACGCCGUCUAUAACACCGAAGAAGAAUUGCUCCAUGGAAUAUGCAACAGUAGAGUAUUCGGCGGCGUCAGCAUUCUCGUCAACACGAGUUUCUCCAUGAAUAUCGAUUCAUUAGAACGGCCUACAACCCCAAUCGGACGCUUACGAUUAAAAAGAUGUAGAUCAAUACCGGCUUUGACAAUCUUCGUCGUUUACGCGCCGUCAUCAAACUAUGACGAAGAAGUCAAAGCGUUCUAUAUGGACUUGGAGAAGUUCAACAGAGAGGACCACAAAUUCUUCAAGGUCACCAUUGGAGAUGUCAACGCCAAUAUUGGACUAAGGAAAAUGUCUGAAGAACGUCACAUUGGGACGCACGGAUUGGAAUUGAACGAACAGGGUGAGCUGCUUCCUGAGUUUAUCAUGGCGACCAAGAACAUCCAUGGUAACUUGCAAUUCCAGAAAGAAGGUUUUACCUAA
Molecule: messenger RNA, 1017 nt
Organism: Angiostrongylus costaricensis
Lineage: Eukaryota; Metazoa; Nematoda; Chromadorea; Rhabditida; Metastrongylidae
Source: the annotation of a GenBank genome assembly